Molecule: messenger RNA, 1518 nt
Organism: Lathyrus oleraceus (garden pea)
Lineage: Eukaryota; Viridiplantae; Streptophyta; Magnoliopsida; Fabales; Fabaceae
Product: cytochrome b561 and DOMON domain-containing protein At3g25290
Exons: 3
Coding region: 166-1347 (393 amino acids)
Source: RefSeq, a predicted model, not a curated record
CUCAUAACAUUUAUCUUUUUAACAAAUUAACAGAAAAACAAACACACACUGUCAUGACAUAACAACAACAAUAAAACAACAAUAAAAAACCAAUAUUUAACAUACAUUACACACUUUCUCUUCUACCUAUCUUUUCUCUCUCUUUUUCUUUUUCCUUCCCAAAACAUGGUUUCACCUUCACCUUCAUGUUCCAUUCUCUUUUUUCUCAUUUCAAUACUUCUAACAACGGUUUCAUCUCUCAAAUGUUCAACUCAGAAACUAACCGAAACAAAACUCUACCCGCACUGCCUCGACCUCCCCGUACUCAACUCCUACCUUCACUACACCCACGACCCGACAAACUCCACCCUCUCGGUGGUUUUCAUCGCGUCCCCGCCGAGCCUAGCCGGUUGGGUUUCAUGGGGAAUAAACCCAACCGGGGUAGGAAUGGCGGGGGCACAAGUGAUCGUAGCGUUUAAGAAUAACACCGCGAUGGGGAUGAAAACGUUGGACCUUAAAUCUUAUAAAGUUAUUAUACCUGGGAAGCUGUCGUUUGAUGUUUGGGAUAUGAAAGCGGAGGAAGAUGGUGACGGUUUUAUGAAGAUUUUUGCGACGGUUAAGGUUCCGGUUAAUGUUGGCGUCGUUAAUCAUGUUUGGCAAGUGGGGCCCGCCGCAGUGGCAGGAAUGGUGGGUCCGCAUGAGUUUAAUCCACCGAAUUUGAAUUCUAAAGGAAGGCUUAGCUUGAAUGGAUCAGAGCUUUCUGAUGUUCCUGUGGAUUUUGCCACCAAAAAGAAAUAUAUUCAUGGAGUACUAAACACAGUGAGUUGGGGUAUUUUGUUUCCCUUUGGAGUAAUCAUGGCAAGAUAUGUGAAAACAUUCCCAUCCGCUGAUCCAGCUUGGUUCUAUCUUCAUGUUGGUUGUCAAUUAUCUGCUUAUGUUCUUGGACUUGCUGGUUGGGCAUCUGGCAUGAAACUUGGAAGUGAAUCAGAAGGGAUUACUUUCAGUUUUCAUCGUAAUGUCGGAAUUACCCUCUUCUGUCUUGCAACUAUACAGGUAUUUGCAUUGUUCUUGAGGCCAAAUAAGGAUCACAAAUACAGAUUUUACUGGAACAUCUAUCACCAUAGUUUCGGAUACACAAUAAUCAUCCUCGGAAUUCUCAACAUAUUCAGAGGCUUUGAGAUCCUAAGCCCUGACCACAAAUGGAAAUCAUCUUACAUUACAGUGAUAAUUGCAUUGGCUGUAAUUGCCUUAGUGUUGGAAGCUAUCACAUGGAGUGUUGUGAUGAAAAAAAAGUGUAAAAACAACAAUAAAACAUAUGAUGGACACAACAACAAUGGACAAACAAGGGACCAACACCUCAGUGUUUGAAUCUUUUGACUAGAUUUAGGUUUGCUCUUCUCUGGUUUUCAGUGUUCUGUUUGGAUAUUUUUAGCUGCUUCCCCUUUUUUUUCUUUUCUUUUUGCUAGAUAUUAUAUGUUAUCUGUAUAAUACUUGGCUUUGAUAGUGGCUUUUAAGUUAUAUACUCUACUGGUUUUGAUA